AUGGAUAUCAAUACUAUCGCUGGUAUUAUCGGCGGAAUCGGUAAUAUGCUACAAAAUACCGUUGAAACAGUAAACGUUCCAUCACGUAAAAUUAUGGGACGUUGGUUUCAGAUGUAUAAAGCUGCUGUCAACUUCGAUGUCUAUCGAACCGAAAUGUUCUGUCCAGUUGCUUACUUUAAACCAAAUUCGGUGAUGGGCGAGGAUGGUUUUUCAAUGGAAGAAGCUUACAAAAUUGUUUCAAAAAAUGGUCCAGUCGAAACAUAUAAACGUGAUCUAAAUAAAGUAGGACCAGGCCAAUACUGGAUGUAUACCGAGGAAUAUUUUUAUCCGCGGCAAUUUUAUAUCGUUCAAGUAGGACCAAAUUAUUCCAACGAAACUGAAGAGGAUAACGCUGAUGAUACACCAUACGAAUAUAUGGUUGUUACCGAUGCAAAUCGACUUGCAUUAAUGGUUUUUGCAAGAGAUCCUGCUAUUUUUUAUCAAAAAUACAACAAAGAAGUAGCUGCUUUUCUUGAAAAGUCCGGAUUUGGUGGAAGAGUAUUUUGGAAUUCGCCAAGACCAAUUUAUCAGGGUCCUGAUUGCAAUUGGCCAACGGAGAAAGAAGUUUUUGCAAGACGGUAA
This is a messenger RNA of Enterobius vermicularis (human pinworm), 621 nucleotides long. The record is from the annotation of a GenBank genome assembly. Lineage: Eukaryota; Metazoa; Nematoda; Chromadorea; Rhabditida; Oxyuridae.